AUGGAGGCCACUACCAGGAACCGACUCCCGACGCUGUUCGAGGUGCUGAGCAGGAGGACCUUCCCCCCGGUCGACCUGUUCUCGUUCUUCAUCUACAUGAGGGACCACCAGCGAUCGCUGGACUAUCUCGAUUUCUGGCUCGAUGUCGCACAGCACAUGUCGCUCUGCCGCCACUACGUGCGUGAGCUCCGUCGUAGUGUCCUCGUGUCGACGCCGGAGCUUGGACAGGAGAGGGAUGUGAGCUCGGGCCAGUACGAUUUCGCGGACGAGGACGAUAAGGAUAGCAACCAGAGACUCUCCGCGUUCCUGAGAUCGGCAACCCCGGACCCAAGUAUGUCGCAGCAGCGACGAUCCACGGGCGACCACCUCGAGACUCCUCCCACUGGCGGCCCCUCGUUCAUGUCGUCCUCGGGUAACGACCCGACGACUUCGUCGUCGAUCGCCCAUACCGUCAAUCGUGCCGAUGUGCGCGCCUCGGCCGAGAAGAUUCUCUACACCUAUCUGCUGCGUGGUGCAGAGCGCGAGAUCGUUCUCCCCGAGCCGAUAUUGCAGUCGAUACAACACGCGAUAGAAAUCGAGUUGAGGGAUGACCCGGAUCUGUUCAUGGACGCCAAGGACUAUGUGUUCCAAGCGAUGGAACGCGAUGCUUUCCCCGGCUUUCUCAGAUCGAAGGCGCUCGGGAACCUGGUGCCCACCAGUGUGAUGUUGCGGUUGGUGAUUGGACUGCUAGCGAUGUUUGGAGGUUUCUGGGCCGCGUUCUCGCUCAUCUUCCUCGACAUCCAGCCGAGAGUGACACGGCUUUGGCUCAUUCUGCCGUUCCUCAUCGGUGUGUACUGUCUGAUCGCGAAUCAGUACGAGCUGGACCCGAUAAUGGGCUUGAUUGGAGUCAGCGAGUACACCUUCAUGGAGUUUUUUGCAGUCCGGGAACCCUACGUCCGCAGACUGUUGGUCAAACGCUCAAUCUGGAUUCUCAUUCUGACGCUUGGAAUUGUCGUGGCGCUGGUUUGUCUCUACACAUUUGUUCCAGGCAAGCGAUUAUAA
This is a messenger RNA of Tricharina praecox, 1041 nucleotides long. Its product is annotated as RGS domain-containing protein. NCBI's taxonomy places the organism in Eukaryota, Fungi, Ascomycota, Pezizomycetes, Pezizales, Pyronemataceae. The record is from RefSeq and is a predicted model, not a curated record. Gene Ontology annotation, cellular component: plasma membrane. The transcript has 3 exons. Gene Ontology annotation, biological process: intracellular protein localization. Bases 1 to 1041 code for a protein of 346 amino acids.